GUGAAAAACAACAGGAGGUCCUAAACCCUAAAACCCUCCCAAGUUCGGAACUUUCACUCCCACCACCGUCACCAUGGCGGAGCUGAAGCUCUCUGAAAGCCGUGAUCUCACGCGAAUAGAGCGCAUAGGUGCUCAUUCACACAUCCGUGGACUUGGCCUGGACUCUGCCCUGGAACCUCGCGACGUAUCCGAAGGCAUGGUGGGUCAGACAGCGGCCCGCAAAGCUGCCGGCGUUAUUCUUCAGAUGAUCAAAGAGGGUAAAAUUGCAGGAAGGGCGGUACUUCUUGCCGGUCAGCCUGGUACUGGCAAGACCGCCAUUGCCAUGGGCAUGGCCAAGUCCUUGGGCCUUGAAACCCCUUUUGCCAUGAUUGCCGGAAGUGAGCUUUUCUCCCUCGAGAUGUCGAAAACUGAAGCACUAAUGCAGGCGUUUCGCAAAGCAAUUGGUGUGCGGAUUAAGGAAGAGACAGAGGUGAUUGAAGGUGAGGUCGUUGAGGUCCAAAUUGACAGGCCGGCGGCGGCUGGUGCUGCGUCGAAGACUGGGAAGUUGACACUGAAGACGACGGAGAUGGAGACGGUGUAUGACUUGGGAGCCAAGAUGAUCGAGGCACUGGGGAAGGAGAAGGUGAGUAGUGGCGAUGUGAUUGCUAUAGACAAGGCUUCUGGCAAGAUCACGAAGCUUGGGAGGUCGUUUUCCAGGUCGAGGGAUUUCGAUGCCACCGGACCACAGGUUAAGUUUGUGCAAUGCCCCGAUGGGGAGUUGCAGAAGCGGAAGGAGGUUGUACAUUGCGUCACUCUCCAUGAAAUUGAUGUUAUAAACAGCAGAACACAGGGAUUUCUGGCUCUCUUCACUGGUGAUACAGGCGAAAUUCGUGCAGAAGUAAGAGAACAAAUUGACACAAAAGUUGCAGAGUGGAGAGAAGAAGGGAAGGCAGAAAUUGUGCCGGGUGUUCUUUUCAUCGAUGAGGUGCACAUGCUUGACAUUGAGUGCUUUUCCUUCCUCAACCGGGCUCUUGAGAACGAGAUGGCUCCCAUAUUAGUUGUUGCUACCAACAGAGGCAUCACAACCAUCAGAGGCACAAAUUACAAAUCCCCACAUGGUAUUCCAAUUGAUCUACUCGAUCGCCUACUCAUAAUCUCCACUCAACCUUAUACCGAGGAUGAAAUUCGCAAGAUUCUCGAUAUUAGAACCCAAGAGGAAGAAGUGGAAAUGUCAGAGGGUGCAAAGCAAUUGUUAACCAAAAUAGGCGUUGAAACAUCCUUGAGAUAUGCUAUCCAUCUCAUUACAGGAGCUGCAUUAGCAUGCCAAAAGCGAAAAGGGAAGGUAGUUGAUUUGGAGGAUAUAAAUAGGGUUUACCAUCUGUUCUUGGAUGUCAAAAGAUCAACACAGUACUUGAUGGAGUAUCAGAGCCAGUACAUGUUCAAUGAAACUGGAGAAGGUGAUGAAGAUGAUGGCAAUGACAUGGUUUCCUAAACUUUCCUCUAGUUGGUCGUUUGUCUGCUGCAUCAUGCUGGCUCCACCAAGCUCGUUUGCAUUAGUCAUCCAAGGAGGACAGAUUAAUUGUUCAUGUUGUGAAUUGCUCUUCUUCCCCUGCUUUACUUUCAUUGCUGUUGAAGCUGUACUAAUUCUAUGACUUCUAAUUAUUGAUGUCCUUUUUAAUAGAAUCAUGCUGUGCUUAUAAAUUGAAGUAUGCAAUUUUUUUUUCCUAA
This is a messenger RNA of Neltuma alba, 1707 nucleotides long. Its product is annotated as ruvB-like 2. The record is from RefSeq and is a predicted model, not a curated record. Lineage: Eukaryota; Viridiplantae; Streptophyta; Magnoliopsida; Fabales; Fabaceae. The transcript is spliced from 2 exons. Gene Ontology annotation, molecular function: ATP hydrolysis activity; ATP-dependent activity, acting on DNA; ATP binding. The coding region runs from base 74 to 1471 and encodes 465 amino acids.